Bipolaris maydis ATCC 48331 is the source of this 2003-nucleotide messenger RNA. Lineage: Eukaryota; Fungi; Ascomycota; Dothideomycetes; Pleosporales; Pleosporaceae. The record is from RefSeq and is a predicted model, not a curated record.
AUGUAUGUGCGCAGCAGUCAGCAUCGCCUCAACGAGCUUCUCGACAACAUCAAGGCCGAGUUUGAGACGGAAUCUCAGCGCAGCGUUGAGUAUGAAGGGCAGAUCACUCGUCACAUUCAGGAAAUCGAAUUGAUCCGCAGCAAAGUCUACUCGCUCGAGCAGUCACACAACCAGAUGAAGGCAAAAUAUGAAGAGCGCAUUGCCCAGCUAGAGCGUGAAGUCGAGGCUCGCGGUGGACCCAGCCAGAACUCGCAGCACCACGGCCCCUCGCAGCCGCAGCCGCCACAGAUUGGCCAUGGACCUAGCAACCUCUUUGGCGAACCACAGCAGGGACAUGGCAUGCCACCACAGCUCGGCGGUCCUCAAGGACCACCAGGACUGAACCCUGCCCCAGGCCCGCCACAGCAUUUUGGUGGCUACCAGCCCGGCCCAUCCGUCAACGCAACUCCUCAGCAGAACAACCCCGCCCCCUAUCCCGGAUCGCCCCAGGUCCCACGACCAACUCCUCCUCCUCACCACCAGGCCAAUCCCUUGAUGCCACCCAACCACAUUCCUCUCAGCCAGAGUAACGUCCUGGCUGACCUUGACAUUGAGCAAUUGCCUGAAAACCUCAAGAAGGAGGGUAGCGAUUGGUUCGCCGUCUUCAACCCUCGCUCCAGGCGGGUUCUUGAUGUUGACCUCAUUCACAAUCUACCCCACCAGAGUGUGGUUUGCUGUGUUCGCUUUAGCUUGGACGGUAGGUGGGUCGCCACUGGUUGCAACCGGUCCGCGCAGAUUUUUGAUGUCGAGACUGGUAGCCCAGUCGCCCAUCUCCAGGACGGUAGUCUGCCCGAAGAUGGAGACCUCUACAUCCGAAGCGUCUGCUUCAGCCCCAACGGACAAUACCUUGCCACUGGUGCUGAAGACAAGGUCAUCAGGGUCUGGGACAUUGCUAGCCGCACCAUCAAGCAUCAAUUCACCGGCCACGAGCAGGAUAUUUACUCGCUCGACUUUGCCAGGAACGGAAAGAUCAUUGCAUCCGGAAGUGGCGAUAGGAGCGUCCGUCUUUGGGAUCUUGAGUCCAACAUGCAAGUUUCAAACUUCUCCAUUGAGGAUGGCGUCACUACUGUGGCCAUUUCGCCCGACAACCUUUACGUCGCAGCCGGUUCCCUUGACAAGAGUGUCCGUGUGUGGGAUAUCCAGACUGGCCAGCUUGUCGUCCGUCUCGAGGGCGAGCACGGCCACAAGGAUAGUGUCUAUAGUGUUGCUUUCGCUCCUUCUGGUAACCGUUUGGUUAGUGGCAGUCUGGAUAAGACUAUCAAGAUGUGGGAGCUAUCGACUCAGAACCGCUUCGUUCCCAAUGGGAACCACCCCAGUGGCAAGUGCAUCCGCACAUUUGAAGGACACAAGGACUUUGUUCUCAGUGUCGCGCUUACCCCGCACGGUGAUUGGGUGCUCAGUGGUUCCAAGGACCGCGGUGUCCAAUUUUGGGACCCCCACACUGGUGUCGCACAGCUUAUGUUGCAGGGACACAAGAACUCUGUCAUCUCCGUCGCCCCCAGCCCUACAGGAGGCGUCUUUGCUACUGGUAGCGGUGACAUGCGCGCACGAAUCUGGAGGUUCGACAGGUACCCCGGACCUUAGACAGGUCCUGAGAUUGCACUCUGGCCGCCGCCGCCGCCGCCACCCCAACUAUCGUUGCCACCUUCACCGUCAUCACCACCCCAAUCACCACCGCGGCCUUCAAUAUCCUCACUCUGGGGUCUCUCCCCGAUUAUUGCUUGAUGGUUUUGCUUUCUGAUGACAUUACUUGAAUUAUUUUUCGGGUGUUUUUUCCCAUUACGGUGUUGUCGACAAACAAGUGCUUAUGCCCCUUUCUUAUUACUAAAUGUGGCAGAUGGACGCGUAAAGAAAGAAGGGAUUUGUUAUCUAUUUGUUUUUACUCUUUUUUUUUGAUUCCCAGGCUUUUAUCACUUCCCCAUCCAUAGCUGAAGUAUCGGUCUUGUUUAUGAAUCGUUGUCUUG